Penaeus indicus is the source of this 765-nucleotide messenger RNA. Its product is annotated as LHFPL tetraspan subfamily member 2a protein-like. Bases 9 to 746 code for a protein of 245 amino acids. The record is from RefSeq and is a predicted model, not a curated record. The transcript has 5 exons. Gene Ontology annotation, cellular component: membrane. Lineage: Eukaryota; Metazoa; Arthropoda; Malacostraca; Decapoda; Penaeidae.
CCGAAGGAAUGUGCGGCGUGGUGGUGAUAGCAACGCGGUGGUGGCUGGCGUGGCUGCUGGUGUCCGUGGCUUGUCUGAUGGCGCUGCUGGGGGCCAACCUCUCGCCCUCGUGGCUCCUGGCUCCUCCUUACGACGAGCACUCCGCUGAGGCCGACCUCCUGAAGGGAUCCGCGUCGGGGCAGCUGUGCGCGGAUGGGACGCGGGUCUCGGGAGUCACAGGAUGCAAGCCAGUGUCUGAUCGUCCCUCCAUAGGCCUGUGGAUCAGAUGUGUGUUUAUGAAAGCCUACUUGAAGCCUGCCCUCCACUGCGGCGUUUAUGCGACCAGAGUCUCCGAUCUUCCCCCAGCACAGGUGGCGUCCCUGAUAGCAGUCGUGGCAGCGACGGCAAUAACGACGCUCACUUGUUUCGCCAUCUUCUCGGCCACCUGCGUGCGCGUCAUCAGAGGGCGCAGCUGGUUCACCACCAUCGGCACGAUACAGGCCGUCGCCGGUGUCCUAAGUCUUCUUGGUGCAGCAAUAUUCCCGCUCGGCUGGGAUUCGUUCCGAGUGAGGUCUAUGUGUGGUAACGAUGCAGGAUUCUAUUAUCCAAGUUCAUGUACUGUAGGAUGGGCCAUGUAUGCAGUGCUGGGAGGGAGCUUAGGUUUACUACUGUGCACUUGCCUUGCAACAUUUGCUGCCAAAUCAACAGCGACUGAUAGAGUUUCUAAUGAAAUUGCAAAAGGAAAUCAAGUUGUUUGUCUUAUUUAAAUAAUGAUGUGUGUUAUGA